Messenger RNA from Eubalaena glacialis (North Atlantic right whale), 2665 nucleotides. Its product is annotated as zinc finger and SCAN domain-containing protein 20-like. Gene Ontology annotation, biological process: regulation of transcription by RNA polymerase II. Gene Ontology annotation, molecular function: DNA-binding transcription factor activity, RNA polymerase II-specific; RNA polymerase II cis-regulatory region sequence-specific DNA binding. The record is from RefSeq and is a predicted model, not a curated record. Lineage: Eukaryota; Metazoa; Chordata; Mammalia; Artiodactyla; Balaenidae.
AUGGCUGUAGCUGUGGAUGAACAAAUCCAGACUCCUCAAGUACAAGAAGAGCUCCAAAUAGUGAAGCUGGAAGAAGAUUCCCACUGGGAGCAGGAAAUUUUCUUUCAAGGGAGUAUCCCUGGACCAGAGACCUCCUGCCAGCACUUUUGGUAUUUCCACUAUCAAGAAGCAUCAGGACCCUGGGAGGCACUCAUCCAACUCCAGAAGCUCUGUCAUCAGUGGCUGAGACCGGAGAAGUGUACGAAAGAGCAGAUCCUGGAGUUGCUAGUCCUGGAACAGUUCCUGGCUGGCCUUCCCCAGGAGAUCCAGAUCUGGGUUAGACGAAAACAUCCAGAGAGUGGAGAGGAGGCAGUGGCUCUGGUGGAAGACUUGCAGAAAGAACCUGGAAGACUGGGGCUGCAGGCAGUGGUGAAGAACUCACAGCCAGAACCAGAAGACCAAAUGAACCACAGCCCCAAAGUAAAACUUGGAUGCUUCCGCGAGAGUGGCACCUCCAAAGGGAAGAAGAACCUUGGCCUGCCUGAUCCUCAGGCUCUGGGUCUUUCUAUGGAGAACAGCUGUGACCAGGGGACCAUGAGCAGCUCCCAGCUCCGUACGUGCCAUCGGAACCGCCAGGUGUACCGGAUUGUGGCUGAGCAGCUGCGAGAGCAGGGCUUCCUGCGGACCCUGGAGCAGUGUCGUUACCGGUUCAAAAACCUCCAGACCAACUACCGCAAAGCUAGGAGCACCCACGUGCUAGGAACCUGCCCCUUCUACAACAAGAUGGAUGCCCUGAUGUGUCCACAGGCCGCCACCCCCAUUCCAGAGGUGGCCGGGGGUCUGCUUGGGCAGAGGUACCGUGAUGUGGAGCAGGAAGAACUGCAGAGGGCUUACUGGGAGCAGGAGGAGGCGAUGCUGGCCGAGGCCGUGUUAGAAGGUGGGUCAGAGAAGCAGGGGUGGAACCAAGGCCAUACAGCAGCAUCUUUAGAAGAAGGGCAUUCAGGAGCCAUGAUGGAGGAUUCUGAGGGGGAAGAACUGGGCACUGAAGAAGCGUCUGGAAGCCCUGGUAUCCCAGCCCUGUUUUGGAGUCCUACUGAUGUGCACUGGGGGUAUGAGAAGACUAAAAUUUUCCUGGGAAUUCUUGGUGAGCCCUACAUUCAUGAGAAGCUCCGCACCUGCCAUUCGAACCGCCAGGUGUACUGGAUUGUGGCUGAGCGGCUGCGGGAACGGGGCUUCCUGCGGACCCUGGAGCAGUGUUGCUACCGGUUCAAAAACCUCCAGAAUAACUACCGCAAAGCCAGGAGCACCCACACUCCAGGCACCUGCCCCUUCUACGAUGAGAUGGAUGCCCUGAUGAGUCCCUGGACCCUGGCCAACACCUUUGAUGCCUUUGAGGUGGCAGGAGGCGUUCUGCGGACUAGAGGGGACUCCAAAGAGAAGCAGAAGGCAGUGACAGGGGAUGCUAAUGAGAUGACAGAGGAACCCAGGAACCUCAGCCCCCAGGCUUUGAGGGGGUACCCCAAUGUUAAGCUCUCUUCCCCGAAGUGCACUUCAGAACAGUGGGAGAGAGGAAGCCCCGCAGGAAGAUUAGGGACCGUGAAUCAGGAGACAUGCUUAUCGUCUGUCACUCUGCUAUCACUAGUCUAUGGACAAGAGUGGCUCUCUCCUCCAGAAAGAGACUUAGGUAAAUUCAUAGGUCCUCAGGGAGCCUAUGUUGGAGAAAAACCCAAUAUAUGCUGUGAAUGUGGAAAAUAUUUCAGCCUGAGCUCACACUUAGCUAUCCACGGAUUAGCCCACAUUGGAGAAAAGAAACCCUAUAAAUGUGGCCAAUGUGGGAAAAGCUUUGGCCAAAGCUCAUAUCUGGUUUGCCACCAGAGAAUCCACACGGUGGGGAAGCCCUACAAAUGCCCCAAAUGUGGGAGAGGCUUCAGUGAUCAUUCUGACCUCAUCACACACCAGAGAAUCCACACAGGAGAAAAGCCCUAUAAACGUGGGGAGUGCCGCACAGGCUUCAUGCAGAGCGCAGGCCUUAUUACGCACCAGAGGAUCCACACAGGAGAGAAACCCCGUAAGUGUAGUGAGUGUGGAAAGAGUUUCGCCAACGGCUCGCACUUUGGGACACACUGGUGAACGCACACUGGCGAAAAACCCUACCGGUGCCCCGAGCGUGGGAAAAAGUUCAGUAAGAGUUCCGCUCUCACCAGCCGUCAAGGAGAGAAACCCUAUGAGUGUCUGGAAUGUGGGAAACGUUUCAGAGACCGCUCAAAUGUCAUUACCCACCGGCGAAUCCACACUGGAGAGAGACCCUAUAAAUGCGGGGAAUGUGGGGAGAGCUUCAGUCAGAGCUCAAGUCUUAUUAUUCACCAGAGAAUGCACACGGGAGAAAAACCCUAUGGAUGUGCUGAGUGUGGGAGCCGAUUCAACAAUAGCUCACGUAUUAGUGCACGUCGGAGAGCCCACGCCAGGGAGAGACUCCAGGGGUAGGGGACCUAUCUUGAAAACACUGCAGAAUCUACCCCAAAAAAGGGUUUGUAUGGCCCUGGAUUCUAUACCACGACACCCACAGAAGAAGGAGAGAGAGCUCAAAUCCCAGUCGGACAGGCUGUACUUUGUUUCUCUCACUCAGUACCCACUGGGCUUAUGAAAUACCACUCAAGCCUUUCCUGUCCAUGCUGUUAAAAUGGAA